ACCCACACGGGGGAGAAACCAUAUCGAUGCAUGGAGUGUGGAAAGGGCUUUAGUAAUAGCAGUGAUCUUACUGUGCAUAGAAGAACCCACACAGGGGAGAAACCAUAUCAAUGCAUGGAAUGUGGAAAGCAUUUUAGUCAAAGUCAUAACCUUAAUGCACAUCAAAAAACCCACACAGGAGAGAAACCUUAUGAAUGUAUGGCAUGUGGAAAGAGCUUUAAUACGAGUCAAAUGCUUACUCAACAUCAGAGAACCCAUACAGGAGAGAAACCGUAUAAAUGCAUGGAGUGUGGAAAGAGCUUUUGAGUAAGCAAGAGCCUUACUGUACAUCAGAGAUUUCACACAGGGGAGAAACUACAUCAAUGCAUGGAGUGUGGAAAGAGCUUAAAUAUAAGCAGGAGCCUUACUGUACAUCAGAGAACCCACACAGGGGAGAAACCUUAUCAAUGCAUGGCGUGUGAAAUGAGCUUCAGGCAGUACAGUACCCUUAGGACACAUCAAAGAAUACACACAGGGGAGAAACCAUAUCAAUGCAUGGAAUGUGGGAAGAGCUUCAGCAAAAGCAGUAACCUUAAGAUACACCAAAGAACUCACACAGGGGAGAAACCAUAUCAAUGCAUGGAAUGGGGAAAGAACUUUAAUAACAGAAGUCAAUUUACUUCACAUAGAAGAAACCACACCGGGGAGAAACCAUAUCAAUGCAUGGAAUGUGGAAAGAGCUUCAGUACGAGCAGUAGCCUCAUUGUACAUCAAAGAACCCACACAGGGGAGAAACCAUAUCAAUGCAUGGAAUGUGGAAAGAGCUUUACUAACAGCAGUCCGCUUACUACACAUAGGAGAACCCACACAGGGGAGAAACCAUAUCAAUGCAUGGAAUGUGGAAAGGGCUUUAGUAACAGCAGUCAACUUACUACACAUAGAAGAACCCACACAGGGAAGAAACCAUAUAAAUGCAUGGAGUGUGGAAAGAGCUUCAGCGUAAGCGGUGGCCUUAGAGUACAUUAA
Elgaria multicarinata webbii is the source of this 1005-nucleotide messenger RNA. RefSeq names its product zinc finger protein 436-like. The transcript has a single exon. Gene Ontology annotation, molecular function: DNA-binding transcription factor activity, RNA polymerase II-specific; RNA polymerase II cis-regulatory region sequence-specific DNA binding. Lineage: Eukaryota; Metazoa; Chordata; Lepidosauria; Squamata; Anguidae. The record is from RefSeq and is a predicted model, not a curated record. Gene Ontology annotation, biological process: regulation of transcription by RNA polymerase II. Gene Ontology annotation, cellular component: nucleus.